Messenger RNA from Coccinella septempunctata (seven-spotted ladybird), 3123 nucleotides. RefSeq lists its product as uncharacterized. The record is from RefSeq and is a predicted model, not a curated record. NCBI's taxonomy places the organism in Eukaryota, Metazoa, Arthropoda, Insecta, Coleoptera, Coccinellidae. The transcript is spliced from 4 exons. The coding region runs from base 1 to 3123 and encodes 1040 amino acids. Gene Ontology annotation, molecular function: nucleic acid binding.
AUGGCGACCGUGACAGGACCCUCUAUUACAGGUAUGGAAAAAACCAAGAAAGCCUUAGCUCUACAAAGAACAGCUUUUAUAAGGAUCUAUGAUAAGUUGAAAGAAGAUUUCUCCAAAGAAAAAUGCGAUAUCCUAGAAAUACAGAGUAGCAUCAAAGUCUUGGAUGAAAUAAUGCUUCAAGUAUCUGAACUGAAUCAACUCAUGAUUGAUAUAAUGUUGGAUGCAGGAGAAGAAGAAGCGAAUAUGAAUGCAGAAGUGGAAUUGAUGAAUACGAUGAGUUCUCAAUAUCACAAGAUAAAAUGUAGUUUCGAUAAACAGUUUGGUGGUGAAACGAAAGAUUGGCUUGGAUUUUGGAAUCAAUUCAGCAGAAUUGAUGAAGAUUCUGAUAUAGAAGAGGAGGAUAAACUACAAUAUUUAGUUCAAGCUACCACACCAGGCUCUCGAGCUAGACAAAUUGUGGAAAGUUACCCUGCUUCUAAAGACUACUGUUGCAACUUCGAAGUUUUGGAUCAACCAUUGAUUUGCAACCACAUAAGCUCAGUGAAAAAGGGACCUUGGCUGGAUGAACUGAAACAAAUGGGAGUAGAAAUUACUGAUACUACAGAUGGGCCAAUUGAUGUUUUGGUUGGUGCCGACAUAGCCGGAAAACUUUUUUCCGGACGUAAACAAGAUUUGGAUUGUGGACUUGUAGCGGUUCAUACAUUACUAGCUCCUGAAAAUUCUGAAUCACAACGGGAACAAGAAAAACUUGUUAUGGAACAUUUUCUAACAACAGUUAAACGAAGAGAUGACAGGCGAUAUGAAGUGUGUAUGCCUUGGAUUGAAGGUCAUCCCCCUUUAUCAUCCAACUUCGAUUUAUCCUAUAAAAGACUCCUCCACACUGUGAAAAAGUUGAAAAAGGAUAAUUUCUAUAACGUCUACGAUAGCGUCUUCGACAAUUGGUUAGCUGAAGGAGUUAUAGAAUGUUCGUCAGAAAAUGAACCUCUUGAAACAUCAUCUCAGUCUGGUCAUUUUUUACCUCAUCAUCCAGUAUAUAAGCCCAGUAGUACCACAACACCUGUACGUCCAGUUUUUGAUGCUUCGUCAGGAGCAAAGAAUCAACCAUCUUUGAAUCAGUGCCUUGAGAAAGGAAUCAACCUCAUUGAAUUAAUUCCAUCUAUGAUUCUACGUUUCCGCUUGGAUAAGAUAGGAAUCACAGCUGAUAUAAGAAAGGCAUUUCUUCAGAUUGGAUUACAAGAAAACGAUAGAAACUUUCUGAAGUUUCUUUGGUAUGAUAAAAACGGAAAAAUAAAAAUUUAUAGACAUGCCCGUGUCGUAUUUGGAGUAACUUGCAGUCCUUUUCUAUUGGGAGCAGUCCUCGAAUUUCAUCUGCAGGAAACUCUAAGAGAAUCAAUUCAUGAAGGAAACUCGUAUAGUCCCGAAGUUAUUUCGAAAUUAUUGAAGUCAUUUUACGUUGACAAUAUUCUUAUAAGUGUACAAAACGAAGAAGCUCUCAACCAAUUUAUUGAACAGUCAACUAAAAUUCUGGCUGAUGGAAAGUUCGAGUUGAGAGGGUGGGAGCAUUCUUUGCCAGAAAAUGUCGAAGUCGAAGCAAAAAGUAACAUCCUUGGACUCAUCUGGAAUCGUAAAUUGGACACCUUAGAACUUUCUCUAGAAUGGUUUGAUAAAAUGGAUGUAGGACUGAUAACUAAACGAACUAUAUUAUCUGCAGCACACAAACUGUUUGAUCCAAUUGGUUUCUCAUGUCUAGUGACACUGAUCCCAAAAAUUUUGCUCCAAAGGACUUGGUCUACGAAAUUGGGAUGGGAUUUGGAAGUUGAUGAAGUAGUUCAAGAAUUAUUCCUGAAGUGGUUAAAAGAACAACCCUAUUUGACAUCCGUUAAGAUUCCUCGGUGGAUAUCUUUAGAUUCCACUAUAUUGACCACUCAAUCUGUACAUGUUUUCUGUGAUGCAAGUGCAGAUGCCUAUGCAGCUUGUAUUUUUCUCAGAACAGAAACUGGUGAUGGUCAAGUGGUUUUGAGAUUAAUCGAAGGAAAAUCUAGAGUAGCACCUAUUAAAAAAUUAACCAUACCACGUCUCGAACUUUUGGCUGCAACAAUUGGAGUGAGAAUAUUUCGAAAUUUCCAGACAAACUAUGAAAUCAACCUUCAAGCAUUUUUUUGGUCAGACUCCUCAACUGUUUUAUCUUGGAUCAAAAGGAAAGAAAAUUGGAAACCAUUCAUCUGGAACCGUGUUGAAGAAAUAAAACGUUUUUCUAAACCUAUAGACUGGUACCAUGUUCCUGGUGAUAUGAAUCCUGCAGAUCUUCCAUCACGAGGAUGUUCUGCUAAAUCACUAGCUGAUGGAAGAUGGUGGGAGGGUCCAAAAUGGUUGUGUGAUCCAAUUUCCCAAUGGCCUAGUCAGAAUUUUGAUAGUAAUGAAGAGGAAAUAAACUGCGAAAGAAGAAAAACUGUUGUUUCCUCGUUGUCGGUGUCUAAAGAUUUUGUAUGGUACUACAAGUACUUUUCGAAGUUCAGCAAAAUCGUCAAGAUGGUUGCAUGGAUCAAACGAUUCGUCAAUAAUAGCAGAAAGAAAAAUACUGAAGACUCAAAAUUUCUGACUGUCGAUGAACUGGAAGUAUCAAGAAAACUAGUAAUUCGUUUCAUACAAGAAGAAAGUUUUGAGUCUGUAGAAGAUCCCAAAUUAUCAUCAUUAUGUCCCUUUACUGAUAACCAAGGACUGAUCAGAUUGCGAACAAAAAUUUCAGAUAGAACUGAUGCAGAGGAUUUUCGUAUGCCAUUUGUAUUGCCCACAAACCAUGAAGUUGUGAAACGUUUGAUUUUCGAAGAACAUAUGAAGAAUAAUCAUGUUGGAGUACAAGGAUUGAUGAGUAUUCUUAGAGCGAAUUAUUGGAUUCUUAAAAGUAGACGCACUAUUAGAUACGUUAUCAGUAGUUGCAUCUCUUGUAAGCGAUUUAGAUGCAAACUUCUCAAAUGUCCUGCCAUAAGUUUACCAGAAAAGAAAAGCGAGAAUCAUACCAAAGGUGAAGAGGAACAGUUAUCGAAAGGAUCGUUAACUAGAGAUCCGGUAGUUAGAACGAGAUCAGGAAGACCUGUAAAAGUUCCUGAAAGAUUUGGACAUUGA